AUGUGUUGUUCAGAUAAAGAACCUAAUUUUUUUAGAGAAGGCAUUCUAAAUUCAUGGGAACUAGUAGAAAAAGAAAAUAAAUACAACAAAGUUUUUUUCAGCAAUAAAUAUUUAUGUACUAUUUGUGAACAUGAUAUUGAUGUUUGUAAUGAUGCUACUUCUAUAAAAUCUCAUUUAAUGAGCUCUAUUCAUAAAAAUAAUUUAUCAUUAGUAGAUGUAUCACAUAGAUAUUAUUGUCAUCCAUGCAAUUUUAUAAUGCAAGAUGAAAUUUGGUAUGAAGUUCACAAAUUACACUCAUGGCACAAUGAAAGACUAAUUGAUUAUCAGAAAACUGCCAAUGUUGAUUUAGAGUUUGAGGAAUCUGAGUGUGAAGAUUGUGGAGUAAUAUCAUUUGGGUUUAAAGAAAUGCUACCAGAGCAUAUACAUAGUACAUUUAAAUUAAAAAAUCCAUGUGAUCAGGAAAAGGUAUCCUGUUCAGACUGCAAUAGAAGUAUUCCUUUUUCGUCAAAUUAUGUUGUGAUUCACUUGGGAGAAGAUACUGAAGAUUUUGGUAUGCAGUUUUCUGAAGCAUUGCAAGAAUUAAAUCAAAAACGAUUUGUUGAAUUUGAAUAUAUAGGAAGUAAGGAAGUGAAUCAAUCUGGUAGUUUGGUCAUUAAAUUAGAGUGUUUAGAAGAAUAUGUAAAUGUUGAACUACCCUUGUUAGACAAGAUCCAUAUUGGUAUGGACAUAGUACAGUUAUGGAAAUCUGGGAAACUAACAGGAAUAUUUACAGUUAAAAAUAAAAUAUCUCAAUUGCUCUAG
Molecule: messenger RNA, 801 nt
Organism: Ctenocephalides felis (cat flea)
Lineage: Eukaryota; Metazoa; Arthropoda; Insecta; Siphonaptera; Pulicidae
Exons: 5
Coding region: 1-801 (266 amino acids)
Source: RefSeq, a predicted model, not a curated record